CAGUAGCUUUAGACUCUGUGUCUCUGCUUUGUCUGUUUGCACGCACUUUAUAAGCGGAAAUUGUCCAGAGAGACGCUUUUAUUUCUUUCGCAAGCUUGCAAUGAAUUUUGUAAAAAAUAUUUAUUUUAAUUAAUAAAAUGAAAUAAAUUUAAUAUUAUUUAAAAAUUAAUUAGUGCUCAUUAAAAAUAAUAAUUGUUUUUUAUAAAUAGUUUAGUACUUGUUAUAUUUAUUAAGAAAACAAACGUAAAUAAACAAUUGAGUUCCUAUGUUAUGCUUUGUUGUUGUUAGUGAAAUUAGACAAUAAUUUUUAUUAAAUUGGAAUAAAAUUUUCUCAAUAUUUUAUUAUAAAUCCAAAAAGAGAAAAUAAAUUUAAACUUCGAUACAAAUUAUUCAAAAUCUCAAAUAAAAACCAAAAAAAGAGAAAACUUAUAAAAUGGAUUUCAAAUGGACAAUGCUGCUGUAUUUGCUUCUUUUCUGCGAAGGAUGUUUCGGAGUCAUUUAUUAUUUAAACGAUACGGAAUACGAACGCAUGCCUGCCUUGUACCACAUGGACGAUUACGAGGGAUGCCUCCAACAGCCGAGCGGGCUAUACUGCACUGUGCAUUUCAGCUUAGUUUCUGACAGCCCUAGCGACUUACUCACUAUGAUACAGGAAUACUCUGUACGAAGAACGCAUUUUAACCAUACGAAUCUAAGGUAUGGAAUUUGCUUAACAGUUACGCCAAAUUCGCCUAGAAAUUACGCAAACUGUCAAAGGUAUAGAGGAAAUAUAAGCGAGGUCUCAACAGACUUCCUUGAGGGAUGCCUCAACGAUACUUUGUGGAAUGGAUAUAAAUUGAAAACUAAAGUAACAAACCACGACUGUCAAAGCUUGUCAGAUAAUAUGAAUAUAAAUAUAGAUGCAACUGAUAUCAUGGUAGCUGUCCUGCUGUUUAUAAUUUUGUUGGUGAACGCCAUCGGAAGCCUUAUUGAAAUCUAUUCUGCAACUGAAAAACCUAAAGAACCUACACUUCUAUCCUGCUUUGCAAUAAAUCGAAACUGGAGAAAGCUUAUUUCAAUAGAAAAAAAUAUAGACCCUCGGUUGCAGAGGCUAACGGGAUUACAUUGUAUAAAAUGCAUUAUCAUGGCUGGAGUGAUCAUGGCACACUGCGUGUACCCAUAUCUGCUGACUAUUAAAAACACACACACCCUGGAAUUGGCAUAUUACAGUUUACCUCAGUACAUUUUACUGAAUGGCUCCAUAGUGCUGCAGACGUAUUUGGUGUCGUCCGCGUUUCUACUGAUAUACAAAAUAGAACUCAUCUCGGAGAAGGAGAACGUAGGGUGGAACGUCGUCCCUGUAGGGAUAUUCGUCAGAUAUGUUAGACUAACGCCAGCGCUUGCGGUAGUGAUCGCUGUGAUGGCGACAUGGUUUAAAUUCGUCGGACAAGGACCUUUGUGGGCGAUAUCUGGGGGCCUGGAAAUGGAAGAUUGCCGCAACCGCUGGUGGGCCUACCUUUUCUACAUGAACAACAACAUCUCUAACGCACAGUGCAUGAUUCAGACCUGGUAUUUGGCGGUGGACAUGCAGUUACACUGCUUCGCGCUGGUGUUGUACGCAUUGCUGCGUCGCUCCCGGCACAAGACGGCAGUGCUCACCGCUGUGUUCGUGAUUGGCGUCUUCGUGCCCGCUGUGCACACAUACUACCAGGACUUGGAUGGCGUUCUCAUGGUGGUUCCGGAACAAGCUAAGAUCCUGUUUGCGACGGACCCCACGUUCAACGAGGUGUCUCGCAAGGCGCACACCAACGUCGCCAGCUACGUGGCCGGCAUGGCGCUGGCCUACCUUGUGUACCGCUGGCAGAAGGCUAACGCUGACUUCGACAAGUAUAAGCACAACAACGUCGCCAGCUACGUGGCCGGCAUGGCGCUGGCCUACCUUGUGUACCGCUGGCAGAAGGCUAACGCUGACUUCGACAAGUAUAAGAAAUACCGCGUGCUGUACUGGGCCAUCUUCCCCCUGAUGCUGUGCAUCAUCCUGGCGGGCGCCGUCUUCUACCGCGACGCGCCGCGCGAGCCCAUGCUGCUCAGGCUGGUCUUCGGCACGGUCGCCAAGCCGCUGUUCGGCGUCCUCAUGACUGUUCUGAUAUGUGGAAUGAUAUUCAAAAUAGAAAAUUUCUACCGUACCAUACUGGAGUGGAGGGUUUGGGCGAUACCCAGCCGCCUCUCCUACUGCAUGUUUUUAGUACAUUUCGCGUUCUUCAGGAUAUACGCGUCCACGGCUACCACUCUCACCACCAUGGGGCCUUAUGACGGGCUAAUAUCAUUCGCGUGGGUUUGCUUGUACUCAAUGAUUGUGGCGGUGCCGCUGUGGCUACUGGUGGAAGCGCCCUUCACCGAGAUCACCAAGUACCUCUACCACGUCGCCAACCAAUACAGAUUCCGCGAAGACAACACUUAUCAAGACAAUGAGAAGAAAAUCAAGAAAUAGAAAUCACUAGAUUUACCAAUAAAUUGCUAUGAUUAAAGAUUGUUUCUUUGUUUGUUUUUAUGUUGUCUUUUUCUUUACCAUGCAUAGUAUUUUACAAAACAACGUU
Molecule: messenger RNA, 2576 nt
Organism: Bicyclus anynana (squinting bush brown)
Lineage: Eukaryota; Metazoa; Arthropoda; Insecta; Lepidoptera; Nymphalidae
Product: nose resistant to fluoxetine protein 6
Exons: 14
Coding region: 434-2470 (678 amino acids)
Molecular function (GO): acyltransferase activity, transferring groups other than amino-acyl groups
Source: RefSeq, a predicted model, not a curated record